This is a messenger RNA of Dichomitus squalens LYAD-421 SS1, 465 nucleotides long. RefSeq lists its product as uncharacterized. The record is from RefSeq and is a predicted model, not a curated record. NCBI's taxonomy places the organism in Eukaryota, Fungi, Basidiomycota, Agaricomycetes, Polyporales, Polyporaceae. The annotation marks the transcript as partial. The transcript has a single exon.
UUCCGUGGCAAUGAGUUCGCAUGGACAGACUCCGCAUACGCACUCAACAGCCGCACAAUUCCCGUCCACAAGAAGCCGGCUUCUCUCCGUCGCGAAAAUGCCAUUUUUGAUCGCAUGGUAUCACAUCUCCGUGUCCACAGCGAGCAUUGCAUGGGUGCUCUGAAGGGCUGCUUUCAGUGCUUGCGGGGCCUUCGUGUCACAAUCAACUCGCCCAAGGCUCAUUUCAAGGCGACCCACUGGAUCAAGGUUGCCAUCAUUCUCCACAAUCUCAUUAUUGAUAUCGAAGGGGAGGUGUCAGGUGCACGAUUCGGUGAGCUACACACAAGUGUGGAGGAGGAGGAGGAUGCAGGUACACUUGAUGAUCAGUUGGACUUAGGGCAAGAUGAGGAUGAGGGGGAGGCAAAGAGGGAAUGUCUUGUUGCGGAAUUAUUAGCAUAUCGUGCACAGUGUAUGGGUGUUGUAUAA